This is a messenger RNA of Salvia splendens (bonfire salvia), 354 nucleotides long. RefSeq names its product BTB/POZ and MATH domain-containing protein 5-like. NCBI's taxonomy places the organism in Eukaryota, Viridiplantae, Streptophyta, Magnoliopsida, Lamiales, Lamiaceae. The record is from RefSeq and is a predicted model, not a curated record. Gene Ontology annotation, molecular function: protein binding. The transcript has a single exon. Bases 1 to 354 code for a protein of 117 amino acids. Gene Ontology annotation, biological process: protein ubiquitination.
AUGGCGGAAACGCUGGAUAGGACGCCGAACCAGACAUCGCCGACGCGUUCGAGGUCGGUGACGGAGACGGUGAACGGGUCGCACCGGUUCGUGAUACAGGGAUACUCUCUGGCGAAAGGCAUGGGCGUCGGUAAACACAUAGCGAGCGAAGAAUUCACGGUGGGAGGGUACAAAUGGGCCAUUUAUUUCUACCCCGACGGCAAGAACCCCGAGGAUAACUCCACCUACGUCUCGGUGUUCAUUGCACUGGCGAGCGAGGGUACUGAUGUGCGGGCGCUCUUCGAGCUCACGCUCAUGGACCAGAGCGGGAAAGGGAAGCAUAAGGUGCAUAGCCAUUUCGAUAGGUCGCUCUAG